Molecule: messenger RNA, 2239 nt
Organism: Syngnathoides biaculeatus (alligator pipefish)
Lineage: Eukaryota; Metazoa; Chordata; Actinopteri; Syngnathiformes; Syngnathidae
Exons: 12
Coding region: 169-2142 (657 amino acids)
Cellular component (GO): nuclear envelope
Molecular function (GO): nuclear export signal receptor activity; zinc ion binding
Source: RefSeq, a predicted model, not a curated record
AGUGGCCAAAUCGAUAUCACAAAGAAAAUAUUAAUGACAACAUUACGUCUCGCAUAAAGACAGCUAUUUUACGAUUGUCUAAAGGAUCGUUUUGUCUCACUUGGCACGUUAUAGUCUUACAGUCAAACUGACUAAUACGACGUACGCUAAUAGCACGGCAUCACAACAAUGGAGAACGGUGAUGGAAUGGAGACAUGUGAGCCAAAGACAGGCCGUCAAACACAGCAGUUGUGUCGUUUCUUUUCUCAAAGAAGACGCUGCAACUUUGGGGCCAAGUGCAGAUAUUUACACGUAAGAGUUGAUUCUAUAUCUGACCAGAAAGAUGAAAUCACGACUCUCUGCCAACCUGGCCACCCAUCCCUCCACUCCGUGCGUCAUGAAGAGGAAGGGGAUGUGAAUGUCCUCACUGCCAAGCUCAAGGCAUCCUCAGGAGCCGGACGUCGUGCCUGCCGCUACUUUUUGUCAGGGCACUGCACGAUGGAGGACAGGUGUCGCUUCUGGCAUCCACCGCAGUUCCCUUCAGUUGGGGACCACGCCGAUUCAGUAGAGCAGACCAACUUGUCGCAAAGAAGACUACCUGCCCCUCGGCCAAACGUACUCCAAGAGGUCAAACUGUCCGAGCUGACAGAGGACGUUGCCGCACAGCUCCGGGACACCGAGAUCAAGCAGAUGAAGAGGCGUUUCCCUAAAGAGCGUCUGAUAAUUCAAGAGCGAAGUGAUGGCAAGGUUACGUAUUACAGGGCCACUGUUGAAGCCACUGAUCCAGACUGGCCUUUUGAUUUGAAAGAAAUUGACAUCAUGGUGAGCUUUCCAGAUGAUUAUCCACGAGAGAUAUUCACUCUUGAUAUUCCACUGGACCAAGAGCUGCCCCUAGUGAUGGGAAGGCACGUGCAGCAAGCGUCGCUGGAGUGGCUCCAGGCGAAGCACGCCACGAACCGACUCCUCGGUAAAGUGGAGCUGCUCUUCCGGCCUUUUCUCCGCUGGCUCGAUCGCAGUCUGGAGAAACUGUUCACGGAGGGAGCCAGACAGUUGAAAAAGGAUCUUGAUUUGGAAAAAGCUGGCUUGCAAUUCAUAUCAUACCAGGAUCUGCAGGCAACAAUGUGUGAAAAAUCAAACAAUCAUAAACUGGAUACCAAUUCUGAUGCUACGGAUGAGGACGAGGUGGCCGGCGACGAUGUGAAAAACUCAGAAAGCAACAUAGGAGGAGGAGGGGGCCCAGGUAGUGAUGAAGAGCCAGCUGAGGGUGAGGACGCCACACACCUGGUGGAAAACAUUAAGAUCAGCGAGGUCCGCAGAGGCACCGAAGUCAGGCUGCUCGGCCUCACGCUGGGAGAGAACACGGCCACUUUAGUGGCCCAGAACAUCACCGUUUGUCUUCAAUGCAACAGGUGUAAGGUGAUGGCAGACUUGACGCUGAGUGGGAAGACUGCCUGCACAGCUCAGUGUGAGAAAUGCAGCGCGAGAAUCAGUGCCGCAUUCAGACCCUCCAUGUUGCACCACUACAGUGACGUGUUGGGGUACCUGGACCUCCAAAACGCGGUUCCCUCUGACUUGGUGCUUCAAGACUGUCACAUCAUUGUGGGCUGCCUCAGCUGUUCCCAGGAGAGCUCUGUCCAGAACCUUUGUUAUGGUCAAACAAAGGAGGUCAAUUGUGAAAACUGCCAUGGCAAGCUAAGUCUGCUGGCCGAGAGCGCCAGAUUCCAGUACAUUCAGCCACGCAGAGACAAAACAGGUCCAAGUGCUUCUACUGUUAAUUUGAAGACAGUAAGAGAUCCAGCUGUCCAAAAGGGGAAGCCACUACCAGAAAAAGGAGCAUGCAAGCAUUACAAGCAAAGCCAUCGCUGGCUUAGGUUUCCGUGUUGCGGCCGGGCUUACCCUUGCGACGUGUGCCACGAUGAGGACCAGGACCAUCCCAUGGAGCUCGCCAGCCGGAUGAUCUGCGGCUUCUGUGCCAAAGAGCAGCCGUACAGCAACGGGAAGCCUUGCGUCAGCUGUGGCAGCAUGAUGACCAGAGGUGCUCACACCAGCCACUGGGAGGGAGGACUGGGUUGCCGAAACAGAGUCAAAAUGUCCAGAAAUGAUCGGCAGAAGUACGCCAACACCAACAAGACGAUUUCCAAGAAGGCCAGUGAAAAGAAGUAGCCUGAUUUAUUUUCUGAAGAUGUAAAAAAAAAAUUAUAAUAAUAAAUAAAUUCAAUGAGUUUCUAAUUUCCUCCAAUAAAUCAUGUUGUAAUGAUCA